AUGAAAAAGAAUACUAGAAAAAAGUAAACAUUAGAAUAACAGGAAGAGUAGUAGAGAAAAAAAACAAAAUUAGAAAUUCUAGAUGCUGAUUAGCAUAUUUCAAAAUAUAAUAACAAUUUAGAUCAUCUUAUUGAUAUUUUUACAAGGUAUGAGAGAGAAGAUGACUUUACACAAAAUCUAAUGACAACUUCUAAAUUGUCUAAAAUACAAAAAAUCCAUAAUUUAAGUUUGGAUACCUUUAAAGAUGAAUCAUUCUCAUUAGGACCAAAAGUUGAGAAUGGUGAUUUUUUGUAAGGUGACAAAGUACACAAAAUUGUUUCAGUCAAAAAAUCUUACUUGAAUGGUAAGUUAAUUGCUACUAUUCAAUGGAGACCAAGGUAAUUAUUUUUUAUAAUUUUAGGUCUGAUGGUACAAUACCAAAAUUAAGAGAAUAUUUUACAACUGAAGUUGCUAAAUAUGCUCCUAAAGAAUUAAUUAAAUAUUAUAAAAGUAGAAUGGUGACAACAACGAUUAUCGAAUAAUAAUAAGAUUGUUGA
This is a messenger RNA of Paramecium primaurelia, 536 nucleotides long. The record is from the annotation of a GenBank genome assembly. NCBI's taxonomy places the organism in Eukaryota, Ciliophora, Oligohymenophorea, Peniculida, Parameciidae.